GACUACACCCAUUAGGCUUGCACCCUGGGUGGACAAGCACGCGUUUUGGCCCAGUCUCAGCUUGUUGGGAAGCAGUCAGCUAUGAGGCUUCAUUAUCUGCUAUUUGUAUUCCUCGUCUUGUUCUUGGUGCCUGCUCCAGGGGAUGCAUUUAUCCCGAAAAGCCUUCGAAGAUUUUUCUGCAGAGUAAGAGGCGGUCGGUGUGCUAUACUUAACUGUCUUACAUCGGAAGAACAAAUAGGUCAAUGUUCUAAGAGAGGUCGAAAAUGCUGCCGAAAGAAGAAGUAGAAGACCCAGAUUCAAAUCGAGAAUGCCACCACCGUGCAGGGUGAGGGUGGGGGAGGUCUUCCUGGGAAUGUAUAAAA
Arvicanthis niloticus (Nile rat) is the source of this 362-nucleotide messenger RNA. Its product is annotated as beta-defensin 14. Gene Ontology annotation, biological process: cell chemotaxis; defense response to bacterium. NCBI's taxonomy places the organism in Eukaryota, Metazoa, Chordata, Mammalia, Rodentia, Muridae. The record is from RefSeq and is a predicted model, not a curated record. Gene Ontology annotation, cellular component: extracellular region. Gene Ontology annotation, molecular function: chemoattractant activity; CCR6 chemokine receptor binding.